AUGACAGACACACUAACUGAUGAUGAUAUUAUUGAAGUUCGUUCAUCGACGAAUCGACCAACAACAUCAAGUUCGAGUUCAUCGAUAACAACAACUCGUCGACCUAUGUUUAUUGAAACAGAAAUACGAACUGAUUCGGUAACAACACGUCGAAUGGCAUCGGCUGCUGCUAAUAGAAGUGUACAUGAUGUACUUGAAAAUACGAAAUCACCUACUCAUGAUCGUCAGUCGACAAGUUAUACAUACGCUCAUAGCAAUGCAUAUGCACCUACAUCACGACCAAGUACAUACGAUAUUCCUGUAAUGUCUCGACGUAGUUUACAUGAUGAUGAUCAAAGUCGUACAGCAUCAGUAUUUUCAUUACCAUCAGAAUUGAUCUCUACUGUUCGAUCACAAUUAAAUAGUGGUUAUGAUAGUAUUCGUCAUGGUAUAUCUCAUUUAACUGGCCAUGAGCAAGAGUUAACAUCAGGUUCACCAACACAUGGUAUCACUAGUAGUGGUACGAGAUUUUCUCGUACAUCGUCACAAUCGUCAGAAUCAGGUAGUCGAAAAACAGGUUAUAAUCUUCGUUCACGUCCUGUUCAUUCAACACCACGUGAUACUGAUAAUGAACAACAAACUAAACAACAUAAAAUAACAACAAAACAUCGAAAAGAUCAUCAACAACAAGGAGAAAUUGAUGAAGAAGAUGAAGAUCAUAAUAAACAUAAAUGCUUAAAAAAUAUGAAUUAUUAUUUACAAAAAAUAUUUCAUUUAUUUAUUCAUAUGUUUGAUACAAUUUGGGAAACAUUAAAAGUUCUACCAUGGUGGUUACUUAUUCCACUUCUUAUUUUCCUUAGUCUUUAUGCAUUACCUUAUUUGGUUUGUAAACCACUCGAGCAUUAUCAUCAUUCAAACGUAAAUCAUAUGUGUCGAAAUAUUCAUGAUUUCACAAGUAAUUUAACACAUAAUACAUAUAAUUUUACACGUCAUCAUACAUAUGAUCGUGGUAUUCGUAAUUUUAAACAAUUUUAUCGUUCAUCAAAUGAUAUAAAAGAUUCUGUAUUAAAUUCUUUAAAUGAUAUAUAUUAUUCAAUAAAACAAUCUUUACAAGGUUCAGUUCAUGAUGUUAAAAGUCGUGUUGGUGAUGUUGUUGAAACAACAACUGAUAAUGCUAAAGAAUAUUAUGAUGCUGGUAUACAAAAAGUUAAUCAUCUUAUUGAAGAACUUAAACAGGAACGUGAAAAAUAUCUUGGAACACGACAUGCAUUAAAACCUGAUGAAGAAAAACAAUUAGGAGAAUUGGUUCGAAAAUUAAUUGAUGAAUAUGCUGCUGAUGAAACUGGUCAAGCUGAUUAUGCACUUGAAGCCAAUGGAAAAAUUGUUGAUGUACGUUGUCACGAAUAUACAGAUGAACCUCGAACAAAUGUUGUUAAAUUUCUCGGUAUACCAAUUGUUCAUAUGUCAAAACAACCGGAAAUAAUGAUAAAACAUGGACGUAUGCCUGGUCAAUGUUUUCCAUUUAAAGGUGAUCAUGGAAGUAUUGUUAUUCGAUUAGCUGUACCUGUUAUACCAACAGAAUUUGUACUUGAACAUUUGUCAAAAACUAUUUCAAUUGUUGGACAUAUAAAUAGUGCACCAAAUAAUUUUACAAUUUAUGCUUUGAAAGAUAAACAUGAUAAAGAAGGUAUUGUUCUUGGUCGAUAUUAUUAUGAUGCUGAAAAUGGUCCAACACUUCAACGAUUUAAACCUCAAAUUUCUCAUGUACCCGUUGUUGAAUAUAUCGAAGUACAAGUGACAUCUAAUUGGGGUAAUCCAACUUAUACAUGUAUAUAUAGAUUUCGUGUUCAUGGUGACAUGCAAAGUGUUGCACCCACUGCUGCCUAA
Messenger RNA from Rotaria sp. Silwood2, 1866 nucleotides. The record is from the annotation of a GenBank genome assembly. Lineage: Eukaryota; Metazoa; Rotifera; Eurotatoria; Philodinida; Philodinidae.